Messenger RNA from Lathyrus sativus (Indian pea), 516 nucleotides. The record is from the annotation of a GenBank genome assembly. NCBI's taxonomy places the organism in Eukaryota, Viridiplantae, Streptophyta, Magnoliopsida, Fabales, Fabaceae.
AUGGAGGUUAGAUUUCUCAUGCUUAGUUACACUGCAUGUUAUUGGUGCUUGCCAUCAUGUCUGAAGCGUUAUACUGAUCCAUCAUUCUUUAAAAUGGAGUCAGCUUCAUCUGUAAGAGCCAUUGUACAAGUCCACAGGGAAAGAAGAAUUCGUAAAGUCAAGAAGAAAGGAGCGCGGCUAAGGGACGGUGAAACUCCUAAUGUUGUACCAACACAUUCAAAAUUACAUCAGCUGCUUCUUGAGGAACGUAUUGAGAAUGGUUAUAGUAAUCCAGCUCGCCUAGUGAAGCUGAAGAAAAGACAAUUGAAUGGACCUGCUGUCGAAGCAAAAUCUGGGAAAAGUUACAUGGAGAAAUUUCUAGAAACUCCCUCGCCUGAUCCGAAAAUGAUUUAUGAAACUUCAAUCUUUCCGCUGUCAGUGAAACCGGCACCAGAUGAACAUGUUGUACUCUACUGUUGUCAUAAACAAGUUCUACAGUUGUUGUAUUUUACUGCUGUCAUGAACAUGUUGUUUUGA